AUGGAUGAAUUUGAUGAAAUUGAUGAUGUUUUAUUGAAUUCAAAUGAAAUUGAAAGUCUAUUUGAAUAUGAUCAUAAUGAAAAUAUUGAAGGAAAUAGCAUAAAUGGUUAUGAAAAUGAGAAUGAAACCAAAAAUAUAAAUAUAAGUCAGUCUAUGCUAAUGUCUCCUGAAAAUAUUUCUGGUAAGACACAUUCUUCUCUGAGAAGAGUUGUUUACAACUGCAGACAAAAUAGUGCUUUAAGGAGUGAGAAUUAUGGCUUGGAAACCCCUAAAAGUAUAAGUUCAAGGAAAGUAAGUAUAAAUAUAGAAAAUAAAGAAACUAGUGGAGAGACUAAGUCUGAAGAAGUACAAGAAAGUAAUUUAUCAGAUAACACCAUAGAAUGUGCAAUAUGUUUAAUGAGCCUUCAAGAUUUAUUGAAUUGCAAAAAUAAAGAGAAUGAACAAGGGAAUACUAAUGGACUAAAUAAAAAUAUAGGUGAUGAUAAUUCUAUCAAUAAUGAAGAAAAGCUUGAAAUUAAUAUGAACUCUGUUGCAAAAAUAGAAGCUGUUGUUGAUAUUCCAAGUAUGGAAAAAAAGGAGGAGUUAUUAAUAGGAGGAUUGAGUGUUUGUAAACACAUCUUUUGUUUUGUAUGUAUUAAACAGUGGUCUGAUGUUGCUACUCAAUGUCCUCUAUGUAAAAGAGACUUUGAUCACAUUAAUGCUUUUAAUGUAAUCCCAGGCGAAUUUUCGAUACCUAUAAUGGUUAUUCCUGUAGAAAUGAAAAAGUUGAAUUGUAAUGAAAUGGACGAUCCAUUUGCAGAUUUUGCAUGUGAGGUUUGCAGAUUAAAUGAUCAUGAAGAGGUGCUUUUACUUUGUGACAGAUGUGAUAGGGGCUACCAUACAUAUUGUUUAGAUCCCCCUUUAGAUAGUGUUCCAAGUGGAGAGUGGUUUUGUCCAAGAUGCAUAAGAGGUAGAAGAAGGAGAGCAAACAAUAGAAGAAAUAAUACAAGUAGGGCCAAUAAUAGCAAUUUGGACGCAGAUUUUAUUAUCGAUGAUGACCAUGAUUUUGUCGUAGAGUUAGGCUCGGAAGUAAAUGUUAGAAAUAGAAUAACUACGAGAUCUUCUAGAACUGGCCGUUCAACUAGAACAUCAGGAGUAACUACAAGAUCUACAACAAACAGCAGAUCUUUAAGAUCAAAUAGAGAAAGAAGAUUAUCCAGUCAUAAUGAUGAACAAAGCUCAACAACUAACAAUAUUUCAGUAAAUACAACUACAAUUCGAGUAGUCUCGAUAGAUAGUGACUCUUCAACAUCAUCCGUAAAUGAUAACACACUUUUAUCGGAAAGAAGAAGCAUGUUAACCUCUAAUAGAAAUAUUAAUCAGAGAAGAGGAAGGUCUAAUUUGAAUGUAAUAUUUGAAGGGGUUGAAACUGUUGAAGAAAACAUUCAAGAUAGAAGCGGAGACAGAAAUGUUUUGGAUUCACAAUCAGAUAGGCCAAAUAGAUCUGGUAGAAACAGAAGAACAAGGCCCGAAAGACGUACUAGGAGUGGAAUCUCCAGAAGAGCCAAUUCAAGGUCUGGAAGGUCAGCUUCAGGAACCAGUAUAUUAGAGAUGCUUGAAGGUGCCAUUCAUAUAUCUUCAGCAUUUUCCUCAGAAUAUGUUGAUUUAACUAGAUAUACAUAUAAUGAAGAAUCCUCUUCUAAUACAGUUUUUGGAGCACCUAGAAGUAGGAGUAGUUCAGAAAUCAUGAGAACAAAUAUUAAUAAUAAUUAUCAAAGGAGAGAGAACAAUAGCAGCUUGAAUGAAAAUUCGAGAAGUAAUCACACCAACAGGCAAAGCAUUCAAACCAGUUUAAAUAUUUCAAAUUAUAGAGUUCCAAAGGAAAGCAAAGUUCAAAGAAAUAAUUCGAAUUCUAAUAUUCAACAGAGUUCAAUGUUUAGUGGUUCCCAGUACAGUAAGUCAUCAGACGAUGAAAAUAGUAUAAUAGAAUUACUUGAGAAUGAAGAACAAAGCUUCCCCAAUAAUUUUGAUAGUUCUACAAUCAAUAUUAACAACUCUAAAAAUGUUAAUUCAAUAAAUGCAAAUAAAGAAUCUGACCUAGUUACCCAGUCUUCCAUCUUAUUUGACUCUGAUGAAAAUCUUUCAAGUUCGAACUUUCCCAAAAGCUCUCAAAAUGUAUCUAAUACUGGAAAACUACAUAUAUAUGGAGAUGCAAAAAAUGCUGUUGAGUCAAUAUCCAAUAAGAUUCCCUAUUCCUCUUCAUCAUCAUCAUCUUCAAGUAAUGUUAAUAGAGCGAAUUCGCACUCUUCUUCUGAUAGUAAAUCGCAAUUGGAGAUUAGAAGUGCUAAUAUUAAUAUCAGCAGCAACAGUAGUGCUAAUAUUAUUGGUAGAAACAAUGAUGGGGAGUCUAAUAAUAAAAACGAAUCAAACAAAAGCAGUGGACCAGUUAUUUCUCUUAGAGCUUAUUACCCUGAAAGGUUCGCAAGUUCAAAACCGAAAUACAUACCCGGAAAUGACUCUUUGAAAUUUAGAGAUGAAAACAAGUUAAUAAAAAGUUUUUCAACUUCUUCUUCUUCUUCUUCCUCCUCCUCCUCAUCCUCUUCUUCUUCUUCCUCUUCAUCAUCAUCAUCUCUUGCAAAUAUAAUUACUUUGGUAAGAAAUCAAAUAGGUACUCCAACUCAAAUUUGUUCCUCCGAAUCUAAUGGAACAAAGAGAAUCCAUAUUUUGGGACAGGAAAAUGAAGGAAAGAAUGAAGAAGAAAGCACAAAGGGAAGAUCUCAAGAGUUUUCACCAAAUAAAAAUCUCAAUCAGAAAAAAGCUAAGAGGCUUUAA
Cryptosporidium ubiquitum is the source of this 2811-nucleotide messenger RNA. RefSeq lists its product as uncharacterized. Gene Ontology annotation, molecular function: metal ion binding. NCBI's taxonomy places the organism in Eukaryota, Apicomplexa, Conoidasida, Eucoccidiorida, Cryptosporidiidae. The transcript has a single exon. The record is from RefSeq and is a predicted model, not a curated record. The coding region runs from base 1 to 2811 and encodes 936 amino acids.